AUGGCCAGCCUAAAUGAGCAGAAACCUGACUCGAGCCCCUCAACUCUUAAUGGGGCGGAGGAAUCCCACGAUCUUGAGAAACAACCAUCUCAAACUGCAGCCACAGAUCUUGCGAGAACACUCACCCAAACCAUGGUGCCAGACCUUGAGCAGAAUGUCUCCCGAACUACUGCCCCAGAAAUCCAAGGACCAAAAUUCCCCGAGACUGAUCUGGACCAGGGUUUAGUCGGGUGGGAUGGUCAGGAUGACCCCGAAAAUCCUCAAAACUUUGCUUCCAGCAAAAAGUGGGCUCUUCUUGCCUUGAUCAGCGCCUUCACAUUUCUUUCACCUCUUGCAUCUAGCAUGUUCUCACCUGCAGUUGUAUUUAUGGCCAAGGAAUUCCAUCAGACAAAUGAGACUAUUCUUGCCUUCACUGUCAGCAUCUACCUAGUUGGAUACGUGGUAAGUGACAAACUUGAAAUUAUCGGAUCCCAGACAAGUUCUACAAGUACGGUCGUUCUAACUGUUCGAAAUCUUAUAUAUAGUUCGGUCCUCUGGUACUUGCCCCCCCUUAGCGAGAUUUACGGUAGACGAGUGGUUCUCAGCGGCGCCAAUUGGUUCUUCGUUGUCUGGCAAAUCGGAUGCGCUCUCGCCAAAAACAUUGAAACGCUCAUCGUGUGUCGACUAUUUGCCGGUAUUGGUGGAUCUGCUUGUAUUACACUUGGAGCUGGUGUUGUUGCAGACCUCUUCCCAAUAGAAAUGCGCGGAAUGGCAACCUCCAUUUGGAGUAUGGGCCCACUGAUUGGACCUGUAGUAGGCCCAAUUGCUGGAGGAUUCCUAGGCGAAGAGGUUAGCUGGCAAUGGAUCUUCUGGUUGCUGCUCAUUGCAGGUGGUGCUAUGCAGCUCGGUAUCGAGCUGCUUAAUAAAGAGAUACGCCCCUACAGCCAGCUUCUGAAGCGUAGUCUGAUUCGACCGGCUCUGCUUCUUUUCAAAUCGCCUAUUGUGUUGCUUCUUUCAAUCUACAUGUCGCUCGUCUACGGUCUACUCUACCUCUUUUUCACGACCAUCUCCGAUGUCUUCACGAGUACGUAUGGCUUUACUGUCGGAUUAUCCGGUCUCGCAUACCUCGGCAUUGGUGUUGGAUUCUUUGGAGGUCUUGUCUUCAUCGCCUUGACGAAUGACCGCAUUGUUCAGAAACUCACUGCCCAGAACAAGGGCAAGUUCGAGCCGGAAAUGCGUCUUCCGACAAUGAUCAUUUUUGCCUGCAUCCUGCCUAUUAGCUUUUUCUGGUAUGGGUGGACCGCCGACAAACAUGUCCACUGGAUCGUGCCUAUUAUUGGGAUGUUUCCCUUUGGUGUUGGCAUGAUGGGUGUCUUCAUGCCCAUCCAGACAUAUAUCAUUGACUGCUACCCGGCCUAUGCAGCAUCGGCCAACGCAACCUUGACAGCAACGCGAUCGCUUGUUGGUGCAUUCCUUCCACUCGCCGGCCCAGCCAUGUUCGACAGCCUUGGCCUCGGCUGGGGAAACUCGCUGCUUGGAUUCCUCGCACUUGCUUUUGUUCCAAUUCCUAUAAUUUUCACUAAAUAUGGCAAGACAAUCCGAGAGAAGUGGCCUGUUAACCUCUAA
Molecule: messenger RNA, 1605 nt
Organism: Penicillium cosmopolitanum
Lineage: Eukaryota; Fungi; Ascomycota; Eurotiomycetes; Eurotiales; Aspergillaceae
Product: MFS transporter
Exons: 3
Coding region: 1-1605 (534 amino acids)
Biological process (GO): transmembrane transport
Molecular function (GO): transmembrane transporter activity
Source: RefSeq, a predicted model, not a curated record